UCUCCCUCUCUCUCAGUCCUCAUCUGUGCCUCAGCACAGUAGCAUGUUGCCUUGUCGCAGCCGCAGCGCUGAGCAGAAAGCAGAGACUGUUGGCGCUCUCUCUCUUGCUCUCUCUCUCUGUGUCUGACUGAACAAACACAAGGAGCAAACAAGAAGGACAAGCACGAGGGAGAGAACUGAAGUGUCUUCUCUUCAGUGUCCAAAAAAAACAUCUUCUGGGAGAAGAAGAAAGAGCCAAGAGGAGGAGGAAGAGGAGGAAAAAUUGACACUGUCCUUGCUCAGAUUGACACGACAACCAGGAGGAGAAGCAGAGGAUGUGAAGGAGACUGGAGGAGCUGAGAAGUUGACUCACUUUCACUCAGCUAUCCAUCCAUCCCUCCCUCUCGGCUGAUCAAACUUUUUUUUAAGAAGGGAGGAAAAAGAGGAGGAGGAGGUGGACUUUUAAAGGUGGGGAGGAAGGGAAGAGAAGAGAAGGUAUCUCUCACUCUGGUCCCCCCCUUCUGUGUGCACUUGUUCUGGUUCAGUCAAAAAAAGAAAAAGCAGGGCCAUCCGUCCAGAGGCAGCAGCUACCCAUGUGGCAGGAAGCUCUGUGGACCCGCGGACGCUACCUGCUGGAGAAGAGUGAUGGAGGUGAGGGUGCAGAGGGGGCCGAGGGGCUCGGGGACGGGUGCCCGGGCUUCCAGAGCGAGGUGUGUGUGGAGGGCGAGAAGCCCCAGGACUGGCUGUACGAGUCCUACUACAGAAUGAGCCAGCAGCAUCCGCUGAUCGUAUUCCUGCUGCUGAUCGUCAUGGGAACCUGCAUCGCACUGCUAGCGGUUUUCUUCGCUUCAGGACUGAAAACAGAGGACCACUUGACGUUCCUGAUCACGGUGCCCGCUGCCCUCUUCCUCUUCCUGUCAAUCUUCAUCCUCGUCUGCAUCGAGUCUGUCUUUAAGCGGAUGCUCCGCCUCUUCUCGCUCCUUAUAUGGGCCUGCCUGGUCACCAUGGGUUACCUGUUCAUGUUUUCAGGAGGGAUACUCAGUCCAUGGGACCAGGUGUCGUUCUUCCUGUUCAUCGUGUUUGUCAUCUACACAAUGCUGCCUUUCUCCAUGAGAGGGGCCAUUAUCGCCAGCGCCAUCACCUGCUCCUCACACACUGUCACCCUCAGCAUCUGUCUGGCCAAGACCGUCCCAGACCUGGAGCCUUUAGCCUGGCAGAUCUUAGCGAACGUCAUCAUCUUCACCUGUGGUAAUCUGGCCGGAGCGUACCACAAGCAUCUUAUGGACCUGGCUCUCAAACAGACCUACCAGGACACCUGCAACUGCAUCAAGUCGCCCAUCAAACUAGAGUUUGAGAAGCACCAACAGGAGCGUCUGCUGUUAUCCUUACUGCCUGCUCAUAUAGCCAGAGUGAUGAAAGCCGAGAUCAUCCAGAGGCUCCAGGGGCCCAACUUUGGUCGAGCUGAGAGCACCAACAAUUUCCACAACCUCUACGUGCAGCGUCACACCAAUGUCAGCAUUCUGUAUGCGGACAUCGUCGGCUUCACCAGACUUGCCAGUGACUGCUCGCCAGGUGAACUCGUGCACAUGCUGAACGAACUGUUUGGCAAGUUUGACCAGAUUGCAAAGGAAAACGAGUGCAUGCGAAUCAAAAUCCUGGGAGAUUGUUACUACUGUGUGUCUGGUCUGCCAGAGUCUCUGCCUCACCACGCCAGGAACUGUGUGAAGAUGGGCCUGGAUAUGUGUGAGGCCAUCAAAAAGGUCAGAGAUGCCACUGGAGUCGACAUCAACAUGCGCGUCGGCGUCCAUUCGGGGAACGUCCUCUGUGGCGUGAUCGGCCUCCGGAAGUGGCAGUACGACGUGUGGUCACAUGACGUGACGUUGGCCAAUCAUAUGGAAGCGGGAGGAGUGCCAGGGAGGGUCCACAUUUCUUCUGUGACGUUGGAGCACCUGAAAGGCUCGUACAAGGUGGAGCCCGGGGACGGACAGAGCCGGGACUCCUACCUCAAAGAAAAUGGAGUGGUCACCUACCUGGUCAUUAACCCAAAGACCGAGAGGCACAGCCCGCUGCUGGGCGUGCGCUCUCGUCCGUCCCUGUACGGCGCAAAGAUGAGAGCGUCCGUCAGGAUGACCCGAUACCUGGAGUCCUGGGGAGCCGCCAAACCCUUUGCCAACCUCCACCAUCGAGACAGCAUGACCACGGACAAUGGCAAGAUCAACACCACGGACGUUCCAAUGGGCCAGUAUCACUUCCAGCGGCGAGAGAGGUCUAAAUCUCAGAGGAGGAGGUUCGAGGAGGAGCUGAAUGAGCGAAUGAUUCGCACCAUCGACGGCAUCAACUCACAGAAACAGUGGCUGAAGUCUGAGGAUAUCCAGAGGAUUUCAUUGUUCUUUCACAACAAAGCACUGGAGAAGGAGUACAGAUCCACAACAUUACCAGCCUUCAAGUACUAUGUCACCUGCGCCUGCCUCAUAUUCUGCUGUAUAUUCAUCGUCCAAGUCCUCGUCUUGCCCAAAACUGCUGUGCUGGGGAUCUCCUUUGGUCUCACAUUCCUGUUGCUGGCUUUGAUCCUGCUGCUUUGUUUUGCUGGUCACAUUCUGCAGGGAAGGAAGGGGUCCAGCUGCUCUCUCACAUGGUUCCCCACUUCCUCUCGCAUCAUUGUCACCAACAACCCGUGGCUGCGUUUGGUCCUCACCCUGACGACCACUGCUCUGAUACUGGUGAUGGCGGUCUUCAACAUGUUCUUCGUGGAGGAUCCUGGAGGAGCUGUGGAGGAAGCUCUGACAACUGUUCCACCCGAGGUCCGAAUCAUUACUCCACCCGUGAAUCUAAGUAAUGACAGCCUGCUGGAUUACCUGGAGGAAAACACGGGAGGAAACAAAUUUUACCUGCCAUACUUCAUCUACUGCUGUAUUCUUGGGCUGGUGUCGUGCUCCGUGUUCCUGAGGAUCAACUACGAGCUGAAGAUGGUGGUGAUGCUGGUUGCCGUGGUGAUCUACAACAUCAUCAUCCUUCAGACACAUGCCUCUCUGCUGGACGGAUUUAGCGAAGCGCUGUAUCCCACAAAUGAACUGGACAGACCAGGAAUCCUGAAGGAUCUAAAGACAAUGGGCUCUGUGUCUCUCUUCAUCUUCUUUAUCACCCUGCUGGUGUUGGCCCGGCAGAAUGAAUAUUACUGUAGGUUGGACUUCCUGUGGAGGGACAAGUUCAAGAGGGAGUGCGAGGAGAUCGAAACCAUGGAGAACCUCAACCGGGUGCUGCUGGAGAACGUGCUGCCCGCGCACGUCGCUGAACACUUCCUGGGACGCAACUGGAAAAACGAGGAUCUUUAUCAUCAGUCGUACGAGUCCGUGUGUGUGAUGUUCGCCUCCAUCCCAGACUUCAAAGAGUUCUACACAGAGUCUGAUGUCAAUAAGGAAGGAUUGGAGUGUCUCCGUCUUCUCAACGAGAUCAUAGCGGACUUUGAUGAGCUGCUGUCCAAGCCCAAGUUCAGCGGCGUGGAGAAGAUAAAAACCAUCGGGAGCACCUACAUGGCCGCGACUGGACUCAAUGUAACACCGGGACCAGAGUGCGCACAGGAACACGACAGACAGUACAUGCACAUCGGCACAAUGGUGGAGUUUGCCUUUGCUCUCGUUGGGAAGCUCGACGUCAUCAACAAACACUCCUUCAACGACUUCAGACUCAGAAUUGGGAUAAACCAUGGCCCAGUGAUUGCAGGCGUUAUCGGGGCACAGAAACCGCAGUAUGACAUCUGGGGAAACAGCGUAAACGUGGCCAGCAGGAUGGAGACGACUGGAGUCCUGGGCAAAAUACAGGUGACAGAGGAGACGAGUCAAAUCUUAACAAUGUUGGGUUACAUGUGUCCAUGUCGCGGCAUCAUCAACGUGAAGGGCAAAGGGGAGCUGAAGACCUUCUUUGUUCACACGGAAAUGACCCGGUCGCAGUCGCAGGGGACUGUGAUGCCUUGAGUGCUCUCGCUCCAAAACGAACAAACAGACAUGAGGAAAAACAAUCGCGGGGCAAAGUGGCCGUCGAAGUGAUUUGUCAAUGCUCUGUAACAAACAAGAAAACAAACAAUUACCAGCAGCCAGCAGCAGCCAGACUGGAAUAGACAGUCGUCGAGAACGAUGCGGAGCGGGGCCCGGACUGCACCGCCGCGGUCCUUCACCGCUGCACUUUAGGAUGGUUAUCCGGAGUGUGAUGAGGCCUUUGCUCCGAGGAGUCUCUUCGUUGUCUUAAGGGAGCGUCUGACUAAAGGGAGGUUUGCUAAAUUAGUGCAGCUCUCAAGGACCGCAGGCACCCAUGUGUAGAAUAGUAGUGGUGUGGAGCUAAUUACCCAUGUCAGUGCUUCAGAGACGUAUGCUUGAGCAAACCAAGCUGCCUGCCGAGCUGUGUUUUAUACACACACAUAUAUAUAUAUAUAUAUACUGUACAUAUAUAUAUAUAUACUGUACAUGUAUAUAUAUAUAUCUGCCUGGUCGGCACUGUGAGCCUGUUUUCUUCCAUUUUCUUCCAAAAUGGAUGUAACAGUAUAGUUUAUUGUCAAAUAGAGCAGUUAAAGCCAUCAAGUUGCCAACGUGAUGGGGGGCGGGGGGUGUAGGUGGACUCCAGUGGAAGGUUUUAUGAUCCGUCUGGAAGCCGACAAACCAACAGCAGAGUGUGUGUAAAUGUUCACUGCCAUUCUUUUGUUAUUCAUUAAACAUUUGUAUAUAAAUGA
Messenger RNA from Solea senegalensis (Senegalese sole), 4699 nucleotides. It is a transcript of the gene adcy2b, whose product is annotated as adenylate cyclase 2b (brain). Gene Ontology annotation, cellular component: plasma membrane. Gene Ontology annotation, biological process: intracellular signal transduction; adenylate cyclase-inhibiting G protein-coupled receptor signaling pathway; cAMP biosynthetic process. The transcript has 25 exons. Gene Ontology annotation, molecular function: adenylate cyclase activity. The record is from RefSeq and is a predicted model, not a curated record. NCBI's taxonomy places the organism in Eukaryota, Metazoa, Chordata, Actinopteri, Pleuronectiformes, Soleidae. Bases 573 to 3950 code for a protein of 1125 amino acids.